GUAGGUCUUUGGCCAUGAACCCCAUCCAGAGACCUGAGAUGUACAUCAUCGGCGCUCAGCCGGUGUGCAGCCAGCUGCCGGGGCUCUCCCCUGGCCAGCGCAAGCUCUGCCAGCUCUACCAGGAACACAUGGUGUUCAUCGGGGAAGGGGCCCGCAGUGCCAUCAAAGAGUGCCAGUACCAGUUUCGGCAGCGGCGGUGGAACUGCAGCACGGUGGACAACACCUCUGUCUUUGGGCGGGUCAUGAAAAUAGGGAGCCGAGAGACUGCUUUCACCUACGCUGUAAGUGCUGCUGGGGUGGUGAACGCGAUCAGCCGGGCUUGCCGUGAAGGAGAGCUCUCCAGCUGUGGCUGCAGCCGGACGGCCCGGCCCAAGGACUUGCCCCGAGACUGGCUGUGGGGCGGCUGCGGGGAUAACGUGGAGUAUGGAUAUCGUUUUGCCAAGGAGUUUGUGGAUGCCAAGGAGAGGGAGAAGAACUACGUGAGAGGUUCAGACGAGCAGGCUCGCAUGCUGAUGAACUUGCAGAACAACGAGGCUGGUCGCAGGGCCGUGUACAAGCUGGCGGACGUGGCCUGCAAGUGCCAUGGUGUGUCGGGCUCCUGCAGCCUCAAGACCUGCUGGCUGCAGCUGGCUGACUUCCGCAAGGUGGGCGACCUGCUGAAGGAGAAGUACGACAGCGCCGCUGCCAUGAGGAUCAGCCGCAAGGGCAAGCUGGAGCUGGUGAACAACCGUUUCAACAUGCCGACACAAGAGGACCUGGUCUACGUCGAUCCCAGCCCGGACUAUUGCCUGCGCAAUGAGACCACUGGCUCGCUGGGCACUCAGGGCCGACUGUGCAACAAGACCUCAGAGGGCAUGGAUGGGUGUGAGCUGAUGUGCUGCGGACGGGGUUAUGACCAGUUCAAGAGCGUCCAGGUGGAGCGUUGCCACUGCAAGUUCCAUUGGUGCUGUUACGUCAAGUGUAAAAAGUGCACAGAGAUCGUCGACCAGUACGUCUGUAAAUGAAAAGAGCCACCAAAGCAACAAAUCUAUAUUAUAUAAAUCUAUAUAAAUAUAUUUUAUAUUUGUAUAAAUAAACAGAUGAUGAUAAUAAUUAAAGAAGCUUAUUUA
This is a messenger RNA of Aptenodytes forsteri (emperor penguin), 1109 nucleotides long. RefSeq names its product Wnt family member 5B (gene WNT5B). Gene Ontology annotation, biological process: neuron differentiation; canonical Wnt signaling pathway; cell fate commitment. Gene Ontology annotation, molecular function: frizzled binding; cytokine activity. Lineage: Eukaryota; Metazoa; Chordata; Aves; Sphenisciformes; Spheniscidae. Gene Ontology annotation, cellular component: extracellular region. The transcript is spliced from 4 exons. The record is from RefSeq and is a predicted model, not a curated record. The coding region runs from base 15 to 1004 and encodes 329 amino acids.